AUGAAAUCAAAGGAGUUAAAACAACUUUUGGAAGUAGUGUUUCUUGUUUCCAUUGGCCUGACACAUUAUAAGGCCAUGGCAGAGAGAGCUGUUCUCUUGAAUAAAGACAAAAAUGCACCCUCUUCCUGGCAAUGGUUGACCCGUUUUGAGUUCGGCGUAUGGAGUGGGUGGUCCCAGGAUGGAAUCAGUGGAUCUUACGCUGUGUGCGAUCUUUCAGAAACGAGAACUAAUCAUACAAACAGCUGGCUGAUCUCAGAGUAUGUUGACCUGCAGGGAGCAAACGAAGUUCGACUCGGGCUUACAUUCAUGGUUGGAAAGUGUCCGGCUGAACUUAACUUUUGCAAAGAGAGCUUCAGCGUUUACGCGCUUCAAACGGAAGGGCCUUUUGCAAGUGGCGUAACUAAGCGCGAUAUUGAAUCCGGUAAUUUCACAUUUGUGGAAACCGUCAAUGCCACCAAUCUUUGGACGCAACAGGAUCCUUCCCAAGUCAAUCAAGUUAAUUUGACUUUAGCUGUUAAUAGUUUCGGCAUCUACUUUGGGUUUCGAGACACAGGCGCCUGCCUAUCGCUUACAUCUGUUACUUUGUCAUACUUAUACUGUCCAACAGUUGUCAAUCAGGGAAUUGUCUUCCAAAAGAUUGCUGCGCCUUCGUCGAGCCAGCAAAACACUACUGUCAAAGGCAACUGUUCUGAAAAGGCAUCGCCAUAUCCAAGCAACAGCACACUCUCUGUUACGUGUCUUAGUUCUGGUCAAUGGAUGAUGGACAGUCAGGUCACAUGUCAAUGUUCAGUUGGAUAUGAAUUAGUGGGAGACAAGUGCGUCGGAUGCCAGACAGGCCGAUAUAAAGCGUCAAUUGGUAAUGACUUUUGUGCUACAUGUCCUGCUAACAGUGCACCUGAUCCUAAUCAUAGUUCUUGCAUCUGCAAUAAUGGAUUUUACAGGGCCCCUGAGGAUGCUGUGAGUGAUGAUUGCACAGCCCCUCCUUCAGAGCCCAAAGAUAUCAACAUCACAGAACUUACAGACAGCAUUGUGGUGGUUGCAUGGUCUCCGCCUGCAGACAACGGAGGGCGUAAUGACGUUAAAUACGACGUUCAAUGUACUACUUGCUCAAACUCUGGUUCAUGUUCAAAAUAUUGUAACGGUGCACAGUUCUGGCCUGGUUCUGUAGACCUACCCUCGCUCCAAGUGACGAUAACUGGUCUCAACUCAGAUACGGUCUACAAUAUAUCUGUGAUUUCCAAAAAUGGCGUCAGUGGUCAGGGAGGAAUACAAUCUCUUCAACGAUUGCACAAGACUUUCUCUAUAAGAAAGAAUGCAGAAACAACUACUAGUCCCGGAACAACCACCGCCGUGAUGGAGAAUUUUACGACGACGGAAACACGUCCGGUUUUAGGCACUGCAGGCUCUCAAGUAUCUACCGCUAUCGGCAUUUCUGUGACUGUCACCUUUCUCGUCUGUUUCAUAAUAGCAGUCGUGGUUUUCUUCUUCCUGAUGAAAAUUUUCAGAAAAAGACUUUUCGACAAGGAAAGUGUUCAGAGUUCCUCAACCCAGCUGACUGAGUUCUCGAGGAGUGAAACCCCAUCAUCGAAUAUGCAGUCGGUUGUUACUUCAGAAGAUCCUAAGGAGAACGAUAAUAGCCCGGAAACCUCGCAGCCUGCAGAUAAGGAAAAAGUUAGUCGCAAUUUCACAGUUCCACUUAUCAAAAUCAAAGACUUUGAGUCUAAUUCGAGGCCGAAUUCUGCUGGAAGCAGUCACUCCAGUGUGCCCAUUCUGCCCAUUCUGCCCCAAAGAAAAAAUAGGAUUCUUCCCCAUAUUGACUGGACGCCUCCGCGGUCCAUAACGCCCAUGUUGCUCCCAAGGAGAAAGGACUCACUACAGAUGGAUCUUGAUGACAGCCUAAGGAAGGGGGACUCAUUACAAGUGGAUCCUAAUGACAGCCCAAGGAAGUCCCCGGAGGGUUCUGAACGUGCCAAAAUCGAAGUAGAACGGAGUGCGUCCGUGAACAGCUGGUUUCCAGCAGAAGAAGUACAAGUUAAUGUCUGAGAUAUCCAUCGUCCUGUACUGUCCUAUGUCCUGUGGAUUCAAAUCAAAUUGCUAACAAUAGAGUCCAAUCGGCUGUUUUGUUUUUCAAAAAUUGUUUGGCUGGACCGUUUAAUCGGUAAAUGAGGAAGAUAAAUUCUGAAAGCUGAAAGAGCUGGUUCUGGCCUAAGUAACCACGUCUUCUAUGAUAACACUACUCAGUUUUCAUGCUAUCAAGCAGACUAUUCACUGAUGCGGGGAAGUCGUUUUGACUGCCAAAUGUUGUAAUGACAGUGCAAGAGUAAUACUUUUAGCUUCAGUGAAAGCUCGCGAGACAAGACAACUAUCAUAUGCGUCCUUUAAAAAGCUGAAAUACUAGCUGUUUUAUUUGCACUAAACCUAUAUCAAAAUUGUCAAUAUCCAUCGCUGGAAAUCAUCAAUGAAGAGUGUAGUUUACGUAUAAUAAGCAUACCGCCUACGUUAUUGUUUUUCUUAUGAAUAAGAAAGAAGACCUGAGAUGCUGCAUUUGUACAAUGGCAGGUAGCUCACUCGGGAAGUUGGCAGGACCCUUCAGGGGUCAAGUGCAUUUACAUAAGUUCUUAAUGAACAGUUUGAAUGGUACACGAGAAUUAAUGAAAGGC
Molecule: messenger RNA, 2660 nt
Organism: Pocillopora verrucosa
Lineage: Eukaryota; Metazoa; Cnidaria; Anthozoa; Scleractinia; Pocilloporidae
Product: ephrin type-B receptor 4b
Cellular component (GO): plasma membrane
Molecular function (GO): protein binding
Source: RefSeq, a predicted model, not a curated record